AUGGAGGCACGGACAUUGCUAGGCCCGGGAUGGACACUCGAGGACUUGCUGUAUGCCCCGCCAGCAAUCGCAGCUCUGUCAGUGGUCUACCUCUCGGCAAAGCUACUGCAGGUAUUCUUUUCAAAGAAAAAGAGCAAAGACGAGUUAAUUUUGGCAGACGCCGGUCAUCCUACGGCCGGUCUGUUGGAAAGGCCCUCUGGCUUUCUGGAGAUUUUGGAUGCAUUCGACGGUCCCAUCAUCGUGCUAUGCAGAUUUGUCAGGCUGCUGUUACUGUUCGCACUUCUUUCGCUCGAGGUGUUCAUGUGUAGUACAGGCGAACCGUUCUAUACCAUUGGUCUAGCAGUUGCUUCAAUCUGCACUUCAUCACGAUGGAGAGACAUAACUUCUCACCAGCUGGCUUUACUCCUCUUCGCCGACUUCAUUGCCUAUUUUAUUCUUGAUGCGUGGCCUUACGCGACGAUUGAAGGAAAACCUCGUGAUUCGCCCUCACAGGUUGCAACAUGGUCCCGUUUGAUCCUCCUUACCCUAAGCGGAUUGAUUGUUCCUUUGGCAAUGCCUCGUCCUUUCCGUCCAUCCAUGCCUGGUGCAGAACCGAGUGCAUCAGAGACAGCAAGUCUUUUCUCGUGUUACACCUUUUCUUAUCUCGAUGGCAUAAUUUUAUAUGCAACUCGUGUUCCGGAUGUCACAGUCAAGGACAUGCCUCAAAUACCCGCUCAGGGCAGGAUUGAGGCUCUUGCUGAGCGUGUUCUAUCGUUGCUCGACCUAUUACGGAACGGAAAGCGGCAUUUUCUGUGGGGAGUAUUUCGUGUUUGGGGCAAAGAUUACUUGAUUUUGAACUUGAUAUGGGGUGCAAAUGCUAUAGUAUAUAUGGAAACAGGGGUUUCACCUUAUAAUCUGAAACCCUGGGUGUGGGUCAUUGCUCGUGUGAUUGUCGAGAAUUCGAGCGCCUUCACGUAUAUUGUCUUUCAUCACGCUUUGCGCAUUAGGCUCAGAUCCAACGCACUCGACUCAGAUGAGAAAGGAGAGAAAGGAAACACAGCAACGCCUUCAGUGACGAACGCGGAGGAAGCUAGUGCAGAGAACUCGGAUGAGGUCAAUGGCUCGGACCCAGUGGGGGCUCCAGUAAGUGAUGCGGAAGCGAAGCCGGUACCAGAAGGCGGUCAUGCAAAAGAAAAAACUGGACAUCUCCUGGGAAAGAUUAACAACCUUAUCACGACCGAUAUCGAGGCGACCUCGAGGUCUCCCUUCUUUGUUUCUCUUCCUGGCACAGUUAUACAGCUAGUAAUUUCUAUUAUAUUCCUGUAUGACUUGCUAGGAUGGAGCUCCUUUGUUGGCCUUGCUGUAAUGGUGAUUUGUUUUCCCAUUCCCUUUUAUGCCGGGCAACGCAUGGCGAAGAUACAAAAAAGUAAAAUGGCCGCUACCGACAAACGUGUUCAAUAUGUCACUGAAGCGAUGGGUAUUCUUAGGAUGAUCAAGCUUUUCGGAUGGGAAUCGUAUAUGCUUAAGCAGCUGAGUCAUCGACGUGAAGAGGAAUUGUCAAAAAUUAUGAUGGUCCGGGUACUCGAGGCACUAAUGAACGUCACAAGCUCUAUGCUCCCACUUCUUUCCAAACUAGUUGUGAUUUCGAUUUACACUCUGGUCUCGAAAGGAGAACUCAAGGCAUCAACUAUCUUUGCCGCGUUGAUGGUCUUCAGUAUGAUGGAAGAGCAACUACACCAAUUUAUGUUCGUAUUCCCUGAGAUACUCCGCGCGAAAGUGUCGUAUGAUCCUUUCAACGAGUUUUUAAAUUCGACUGAGCUUCUGUCUGAGGGAAAUGCUCACGAACACCAAUCAGAGGACAAUGAGCAAACACAUGCACUUGUUCCUGAACAGCCUGCGCAUGACGUUGUGGGCUUCAAGCAAUGUUCAUUCUCGUGGGAUCCAUUUGACAACAAUGAACCAACGGUGCCCUCCUCCAAUCACCAAGCGCGAAGGCGAUUUGUCCUCCGAUUUGAUGACGAGGUGAUAUUUAAGCACGGAGAGAUUAAUCUUAUCGUCGGACUGACUGCAUCUGGAAAGACAUCUGUCCUUAUGGCACUCCUUGGAGAGAUGUAUUACAAGCCACACGGGAUUGGAUCUUGGUAUAAUUUGCCUCGGGAUGGUGGAGUUGCAUAUGCGCCUCAGGAAUCAUGGGUGCUAAACGAAACGAUUAGGGAUAAUAUCCUAUUCGGCGAACCGUACGAAGAAGGCCGUUACAAGCAAGUGUUGAAGCAAUGCGCCCUGGAGAGAGAUCUAGAAUUAUGGAAAGCUGGAGAUCUUACUGAAGCGCGAGUCACUCUCGCACGUGCUCUAUACUCUUCUGCGUCUAUAAUACUUCUGGAUGACGUCUUAGCUGCCCUAGAUGUCCAUACUGCAAAAUCGAUUGUCGAAAAUGCGCUGCAGGGUGAUCUAGUACAAGGCCGCACAGUUUUGCUUGUCACCCAUAAUAUUGCCCUUGCUGCUCCCGUAGCUGCAUACGUCGUUGCUCUAGGUGGCCAUGGGACAAUAUCUGCUCAGGGGCCUGUAGCUGAAGUACUGAAGAGGAACUCGCGACUUCGCGCUCAAGUCGAGAGUGCACCAAAGGAAAUUGUGGAAGACAUCGACAGCAAGCUGAACGAGCGCACCAACGACAAGGAUGCGAAUAUAGAUGAUAAGAAGGCCGCAGGGAAAUUAGUUGUUGCAGAAGAAAAGCAGAUGGGAAGGGUGGCACUGGCAGCUAUUAUGUUAUACCUGACAAGUGUCGGAGGCCCGUUCGUUUGGAUGCUGAUACUUGGUUCAAGGGUAUUUGAGACGUUGGUCUAUAUCGGUUCGCCUUGGUUUAUGGGAUAUUGGUCCAACCAAUAUACGACGCGUCCUCCAGACGAAGUGCCGGUGUUGAGGUAUUUGUGCAUUUUCGCGCUUAUAAAUGUGACACAGUUUUUUGCCGAGCUUGUGUCGCAAGUAUAUUGGAUUUUUAGGUCCGUGCGGGCUGCAAGAAUCAUUCACUCGCACCUCUUGCAGAGCAUCUUCACGUCCACCUUCUGUUGGUUGGAUCUUACGCCCGUUGGCCGCAUCGUUACGAGAUGCACACAGGAUACAAGUACCAUUGACACAACACUGGGGCACAUGAUGAGCCCAUUCCUGGCUGUCAGUAUAACCCUUAUCGGCCUUUUUAUUUCGUCGAUCGUUAUGGCGGGCUGGUAUGCUUUCGUUUCCGGACUCACUAUCACUAUCUUGGGAGGAUCAUUGGGUUUGGUUUACCUGAAAUGCCAGAUGUGCAUCAGGCGAGAGAUGAGUAAUGCCAAAGCGCCUGUCAUGAGUCAAGUUGGGGCAGCAUUAGCGGGUCUACCGUCUAUCAGGGCUUACAACGCCCAAAAGAUUUUUGACACGGAACUCCGGAAGCGCAUUGACAUCUAUGCUCGGACUGCCCGAUGGGUUUCUAUCCGGAUGGACGGUCUAGGAGCGAUCUUCGCGGGUUCUGUAGCUGCGUACCUCGUCUAUGGGGAGCAUGUAGAAGCAGGAUAUGCUGGUUUCACGCUAUCCGUUGUCCUGCAAUUUUCACGACUCAUCUUGUCUUGGGUCAGGCUCCUGGAGCGGAUGCUUGAGUUUAUGCGUAUUAACCACGAACCAGAACCAAGCGAAAGUGGGAAACCACCUGCAUAUUGGCCGUCUAGCGGGGCGUUGCGUGUCGAAAACCUCUCGGCAAAAUAUUCUGAUGAUGCUCCAACAAUUUUACGGAACAUCUCAUUUAAAAUAGAACCUGGAGAACGGGUUGGAAUAGUGGGCCGGACCGGAGCAGGCAAAUCAAGCAUGGCCUUAGCUCUGCUCCGAGCAAUCAAGACCGAAGGAAAGGUUUACUAUGACGGAAUAGCAACGGAUGAAAUCAAUCUCGAUACUCUACGUUCCAACAUUACGUUGAUCCCUCAGCAGCCUGAGCUCAUCCACGGAACGCUGCGCGAAAACCUUGAUCCCUUCAAUCAGUACGACGAUGCGGUACUUAACGACGCGUUGAUAGCUGCUGGACUUUUCAACAUCAAGGAUGGAACUCAGGCAAGCGGUUCCCAGACUGUUCAAUCCGCCUCAGAUGUAGGGCGACCAGCAAAGAUCGGGCUGGACACAAUGGUAGAGAGUGAUGGAACAAAUUUCUCCCUCGGCCAGCGUCAGAUCAUUGCUCUCGCACGAGCCAUCGUUCGAAAGAGCAAACUAUUGAUCCUCGAUGAAGCAACGGCCGCCAUUGAUUAUGACACGGACGCCGCAAUUCAAAAAACCCUACGCACUGAGUUCAGCAGCGAUACAACUCUACUUACAAUUGCGCAUCGUCUACAGACAAUCAUUGACUAUGAUAAAGUUAUGGUAUUAGACGCGGGUGAGCUUGUCGAAUUCGAUAGCCCAAGUAACUUGCUGCGGAAAGAAAGAGGUGUAUUCCGAGUCUUAGUAGAAGAAAGCGACGAUCGUGAUCUCCUGCGCAGACUUGCUGGUGAACAGUAG
This is a messenger RNA of Fomitiporia mediterranea MF3/22, 4485 nucleotides long. Its product is annotated as P-loop containing nucleoside triphosphate hydrolase protein. The record is from RefSeq and is a predicted model, not a curated record. Gene Ontology annotation, molecular function: ATP hydrolysis activity; ATP binding; ABC-type peptide transporter activity. The coding region runs from base 1 to 4485 and encodes 1494 amino acids. Gene Ontology annotation, biological process: transmembrane transport. The transcript is spliced from 29 exons. Gene Ontology annotation, cellular component: fungal-type vacuole; membrane. NCBI's taxonomy places the organism in Eukaryota, Fungi, Basidiomycota, Agaricomycetes, Hymenochaetales, Hymenochaetaceae.